CUUUAUUCUUCAGAUUAGUUUCCAAGAGUUCAAAAACAAAAUCCUCAAACCUGGUUUGGUUGAUCGAAUUGUUGUUACAAAUAAAUCAAUUGCAAAAGUGUUUGGGAGAAGCUUCACAGAUUGCAAAUAAAGACACUGAUGAUGUUGUACAAGGUUCUAAUGCCGGUGCCCCUGCAAGAAAAAUGUGAGCCAGUAUUAAGUAUUUCUUUAGCAUAGGAAGUGUUGAAUCUUUAGAGGAGAAGCUGGAGCAAGCCCAGCAAGCAUUAGAGAUAGAUCCUCAUGAUGAGUGUGAGGGAAAGCAAGAAAGAUGUAGUUUGAUCUCAAAAUAGUUGAAUGUGUUUCAUCUCUUUGACUUUUUAUUACCAUCUCAGGUGUUCUUUAAAUAUGUAGCUAGCUCUGAUGUGGCAAAACAAGAAAUCAUGGAGUUUGUUCACUUUCUAAAGAACCCAAAGAAAUAUGAGGAGUUACGAGUGAAAAUUCCUAAAGGUGCACUUCUUGUAGGCCCCCCCGGCAGGCUGGUACAGGGAAGACACUUCUCGCCAAAGCAACUGCUGGUGAGUCAGAUGUGCCAUUCCUAUCAAUGAGUGGUUCAGAUUUUAUGGAAAUCUUUGUUGGGGUUGGUACCCCAAGAGUCAGAAGCUUAUUUCAAGAGGCAAGACAGUGUUCUCUUGGUACUAUAUUUAUUGAUGAGAUAGAUGCAAUUGGUUGGGCAAGAGGCCAUGGAUGCUUUCCAGGUGGCAGUGAUGAGCGUGAGAGUACUCUUAAUCAGUUGCUUGUAGAAAUGGAUGGGUUUGGAACAACUUCCGGGGUGGUUGUGCUUGCUAGUGCAAGUCAGCCUGAUAUUUUAGACAAAGCCCUGUUGAAGCCUAGUAGGUUUGAUCACCUGAUCACAGGUGAUGCACCUGACAUCAAGGGUUGUGACCAUAUCUUUCAAAUCUAUUUGAAGAAAUUAAAACUUGAUAAAGAGCCAUCCUACUACUCUCAGCAACUUGCUGCUUUAAUUCCUGGUUUUGUAGGAGCUGAAAUUGCAAAUGUUUGCAAUGAAGCAGUAUUGAUUGCUGCAAGAAAUGCGAGUGCACACAUCACUAUAGAACAUUUUGAGGCAGCAAUUGACCGGGUAAUAGGUGGCUUGGAAAGAAGAAUAAGGUUAUAAGCAAGUUGGAAAAGUGAACCGUUGCUUACCAUGAAUCAGGACAUGCUGUUGCUGCUUGGUUCUUGGAACAUCCAGAUCCCCUGCUGAAGUAACCAUUGUUCCUCGUGGUACAGCAACAUUGGUGUUUGCUCAAUGUGUUCCCAAUGAAAAUCUUCUAAUGACCUUUUGCCAUUAAUUGAAUUUUCAAUUAUUUGUAGCAGUUUUCUGAUAUGACUUGCAAGGCACUGGGUGGUCAUGCUGCUGAGCAGGUUUUGUUUGGGAAGAUUUCAAAUGGAGCCCAAAAUUACUUGGAGAAGGUGACUGAGAUGACCUGCACCCAGGUGGCAGUAUGUAGUUUUGGUGACAAGGUUGGCCUUCUCUCUUUCCGGAGGUGGUAGAUUUGAGAUGAGUAAGCCCUACAGCAGCAAGACUGCUGCCAUCAUUGACAAUGACGUUCGAUAGUCGGUGGCAAAGGUGUACAAUUACACAUUACAGCUGAUAGAGAAGCUUAAGGAUCAAGUGGCUCAGGUUGCAGACCUGUUGCUUGAGAAGGAGGUAUUACAUCAAGAUGACUUGGUUCGGGUAUUAGGAGAUUGCCGGUUUAAGUCAAGUGAGCCAACCAAUUUUGGUAGGUUUGUGUAAGGGUUUCAAGAAGACAACGUAUCUAAAGAGACCACAUAUAGCAAAACCAAGGAUGAUGGAUCAUCUAAAGAAACCACUGGUAGCAAAACUCAACGUUCGUUAAGACAUCUAAUCCUGUAAAAAUCUAUUUUUUGUCGAGCUGCAUCAUCUUUAUGCUAUCAAACCAUAUCUGUUUUGAACAAAAAAUGGUGGAAGAGCAACAAAUGGACAUGGGUGAUUUGGCGGUGGUGACACAUGUUAUGUUUCAAAAGCACAGAUGACACUUUCA
Messenger RNA from Rubroshorea leprosula, 2042 nucleotides. The record is from the annotation of a GenBank genome assembly. Lineage: Eukaryota; Viridiplantae; Streptophyta; Magnoliopsida; Malvales; Dipterocarpaceae.